Molecule: messenger RNA, 1617 nt
Organism: Ochotona curzoniae (black-lipped pika)
Lineage: Eukaryota; Metazoa; Chordata; Mammalia; Lagomorpha; Ochotonidae
Gene: IL1RN
Product: interleukin 1 receptor antagonist
Exons: 4
Coding region: 55-588 (177 amino acids)
Biological process (GO): inflammatory response to antigenic stimulus; negative regulation of interleukin-1-mediated signaling pathway
Molecular function (GO): interleukin-1 receptor antagonist activity; cytokine activity; interleukin-1 receptor binding
Source: RefSeq, a predicted model, not a curated record
GCAGCGAGCCUGGGUCCACAAUGGCAGUCCCCUACGCCUUGCUGUGGCAGCAGGAUGAGAAUCUCCGGGGGCACCCACAGCCACCUAAUCUCUCUCCUCCUCUUCCUGUUCUAUUCAGAAGCAGUCUGUCGCCCCUCUAGAAAAAGACCUUGCAGGAUGCAAGCCUUCAGAAUCUGGGACGUUAACCAGAAGACCUUCUACCUGAGAAAUAGCCAGCUCGUGGCUGGUUACCUGCAAGGACCAAAUGCCAAACUGGAAGAAAAGAUAGACGUGGUGCCCAUUGAGCCACAGACCAUGUUCCUGGGCAUCCACGGGGGGAAGCUGUGUUUAUCCUGUGUGAAGUCUGGUGAUGAGAGAAAGCUCCAGCUGGAGGAGGUUGACAUCACUGACCUGGGCAAGAACAGUGAGCAGGACAAGCGCUUCACCUUCAUCCGCUCGAACAAUGGCCUUACCAACACCUUCGAGUCUGUCUCCUGCCCAGGCUGGUUCCUGUGCACGGCGUUGGAAGCUGACCAGCCCGUCAGCCUCACCAACAUGCUGAACGAAUCUAUUGUGAAUACCAAGUUCUACUUCCAGGAAGACCAGUAAUGCAGCCCAGGCCUGCCCCUCUCCGCUUCUAGCCCCUCAAGGACUCCGGGAACCACCUCUCCACCCCUGUGGAGCAGCCUUUGCAUGGUCAGCCAAUGGAACGAGGCCCGAGAGCCCUGGGCACCGGACUCUGUCUCCAGCCUCCUCAGUGGACACCACCUCCAGGCUGUCUGCAGAACUGUCUCUUUAAAGCACACUUCGCAUCUGAGCAGCCCCCUGCUCGCAAUGCUUGCCGUUCUCUCUGCUGUCUGGGAAAAGCCCAGACCACCUGCCCGGCCUUACACCCUCUGGGUCACUGCCCUAGCUGACAGGCCACUCACCAACCUCCUAAACAAGGGCUUCCCUCACCCUGAUCCAUAAACGGAUGUUGGUUCCUGGGGAAGUGUUUAAGGGUCUAUGAAAAAUGGACUUCUUAGGUUUAUUUUUUUUUUUUAUUCAUUGUAAAAGAGAAGCUCUCGCUUGGAAUUGGGUCCUUUCUGGGAAGGGUUGGGGAACUGCCACACUCCUGCAUUGUGAAAUGAUACUGUACUGCAAGUGGAAAACAGGGGAAACUUUUUUUUUUUGGCAAUUCUUUUACUGAUGUCCAAAACUCUUUGAGUGAGCAGUGAGCUCACUGUCACCUCCUGCAUUUUCUUCUCUUUUGGAGCAUCCCUGAGCCCCUCUGCCCACUCACUCACACCAUUUUCACUCAACAUCUUCCCAGCUGUGUGCAGCCUUCUCCAUCCUGACCCCCACACCAUGUAAGCUUGGCUCCCCGGGAGCUCGCUCCUGCUCUGCCGAGGUAGAACUCCAUGAAGUGCACUUUGCCUGUGUUAACGAUUCUGAAACUCCCUAAGAGAUGGCCAUGCUGUUGUCUGGCCCCAGUCUAGACGGCAAGCUCUGGGGAACGUGGAAUAGGGCCAAGCACCUGGCCCUGGCCCUGGCCCUGGCCCUGGAGAAGUACUCCCAGCAAGUAUGCUGUAUGAGUUGGGUGGAAAGUUUCCUGCCUCUGUGACUUCAGCUCUGUUUUACAAUAAAACUUUCCAAGCA